AUGUUGGCCGUAACGACUGCCGUUCUCUACUGCUCCGUAUGCAGCGGCCUCUUCGUUGGCCUUUUAUAUAUCUGGCCCUUACUAGGGCUCCACUCCGACGUCCUCAACCCCAAGACACGAGAUCGCACCGACGUCAUCCAAUUACGAUCCUUGUCCGUUGUAUCGGCCUCUCUCAUCAGCUAUUUCAUCGUUAGCUCCGUAACUGACCAUCGUAUACAAGUAUUAGACCUUCUUAUACAUCCUUCAACUGCUCUCAAAUCGGCUGCGGUCGGCCUUAUUUUGACGCUUACUUUGAUGGCGGGUCCCCUCAUGUAUGGUGGAAAUAGCUUAGGGAAUCUCAAUAAGUGGCAAGUGGCCCGAGCUCUCAUUAUUGCUCCAGUGACCGAGGAGUUCGUUUUCCGCGGUUGCUGCGAUGCUCUGUUGCAAGAGGCUUCCAUAUCGUUCCCGUGGCGCCUCGUCCUCUGUGGUCCCGUUUUCUUCACACUAGCACACGUCCAUCACUUCACUAAGGAGAUACUGGCGAAUCCUGUUCGAGGCAUCCUUCUAGCUUGUGUUACUGUGAGUUACACCGGCGUAUUCGGUGCAUUCUGCACAGCUCUAUUAGAGUCCACUGGAAGCUUGGCUGGGCCCAUUGCCUCUCAUAUAGUUUGUAAUUAUACCGGCCUCCCCGAUUUUGACUUCAAGUCAAAUAAUGUUCGGAAGGUCGCGGUCCACUGCACGGGAGUGUUACUUUUUCUAGUGGAGUGUGUAUAUUUUGGCCUGUUCCAUUAUGAGAGUAGAUUUGAGUUGUAG
Messenger RNA from Perkinsus marinus ATCC 50983, 792 nucleotides. Its product is annotated as CAAX prenyl protease, putative. NCBI's taxonomy places the organism in Eukaryota, Perkinsozoa, Perkinsida, Perkinsidae. Gene Ontology annotation, cellular component: endoplasmic reticulum membrane. The record is from RefSeq and is a predicted model, not a curated record. The transcript has a single exon. The coding region runs from base 1 to 792 and encodes 263 amino acids. Gene Ontology annotation, biological process: CAAX-box protein processing. Gene Ontology annotation, molecular function: metalloendopeptidase activity.